Molecule: messenger RNA, 7692 nt
Organism: Callithrix jacchus (white-tufted-ear marmoset)
Lineage: Eukaryota; Metazoa; Chordata; Mammalia; Primates; Cebidae
Gene: ASNS
Product: asparagine synthetase (glutamine-hydrolyzing)
Cellular component (GO): cytosol
Molecular function (GO): asparagine synthase (glutamine-hydrolyzing) activity
Source: RefSeq, a predicted model, not a curated record
GAGCCAGACCAGUAUAAGCGCCGGUAGCUCCUCCGCCCGGCACGCCAUACCCCGCCCGGCACGCCGUCCGCAGACCUGGCGUCCGCAGACCUGGCGUCCGCAGCCCGCAUCGCCCUGACCCGCUUGCGCCCAGACUUUCUUCAAUAACAUCUGGAUACAUCAUUUAGAGACUUUCUUCGGUAACAUCUGAAUACAUCAUUUAGAGAGAGCUUAUAGUUUCAUUGCACCAUGUGUGGCAUUUGGGCCCUGUUUGGCAGUGAUGACUGCCUUUCUGUUCAGUGUCUGAGUGCCAUGAAGAUUGCACACAGGGGUCCAGAUGCAUUUCGUUUUGAGAAUGUCAGUGGAUACACCAACUGCUGCUUUGGCUUUCACCGGUUGGCAGUAGUGGACCCUCUGUUUGGAAUGCAGCCAAUUCGAGUGAGGAAAUAUCCGUAUUUGUGGCUCUGUUACAAUGGUGAGAUCUACAACCAUAGGAAGAUGCAGCAGGAUUUUGGAUUUGAAUACCAGACCAACGUGGAUGGUGAGAUAAUCCUUCAUCUUUAUGACAAAGGCGGAAUUGAGCAAACAGUUUCUAUGUUGGAUGGUGUGUUUGCAUUUAUUCUACUGGAUACUGCCAAUAAGAAAGUGUUCCUGGGCAGAGAUACAUAUGGAGUCAGACCUUUGUUUAAAACAAUGACAGAAGAUGGAUUUUUGGCUGUAUGUUCAGAAGCUAAAGGUCUUGUUACUUUGAAGCACUCUUCAACUCCCUUUUUAAAAGUGGAGCCUUUUCUUCCUGGACACUAUGAAGUUUUGGAUUUAAAGCCAAAUGGCAAAGUUGCGUCCGUGGAAAUUGUUAAAUAUCAUCACUGUCGGGAUGAGCCCCUGCAUGCCCUCUAUGACAAUGUGGAGAAACUCUUUCCAGGUUUUGAGUUAGAAACAGUGAAGAACAAUAUCCGGAUCCUUUUUAAUAAUGCUGUAAAGAAGCGGUUGAUGACAGACAGGAGGAUUGGCUGCCUUUUAUCAGGGGGCUUGGACUCCAGCUUGGUUGCUGCCACCCUGUUGAAGCAGCUGAAAGAGGCCCAAGUACAGUAUCCUCUCCAGACAUUUGCAAUUGGCAUGGAAGACAGCCCUGAUUUACUGGCUGCUAGAAAGGUAGCAAAUCAUAUUGGAAGUGAGCAUCAUGAAGUCCUCUUCAACUCGGAGGAAGGCAUUCAGGCUCUGGAUGAAGUCAUAUUUUCUUUGGAAACUUAUGACAUUACAACAGUUCGUGCUUCAGUAGGUAUGUACUUAAUUUCCAAGUAUAUUCGGAAGAACACAGAUAGUGUGGUGAUCUUCUCUGGAGAGGGAUCGGAUGAACUUACACAGGGUUACAUAUAUUUUCACAAGGCUCCUUCUCCUGAAAAAGCCGAGGAAGAGAGUGAGAGGCUCCUGAGGGAACUCUAUUUGUUUGAUGUUCUUCGUGCAGAUCGAACUACUGCUGCUCACGGCCUUGAACUGAGAGUCCCAUUUCUAGAUCAUCGAUUUUCUUCCUAUUACUUGUCUCUGCCACCAGAAUUGAGAAUUCCAAAGAAUGGGAUAGAAAAACAUCUCCUGAGAGAGACAUUUGAGGACUCCAAUCUGAUACCCAAAGAGAUUCUCUGGCGACCAAAAGAAGCCUUCAGUGAUGGCAUAACUUCAGUUAAGAAUUCCUGGUUCAAGAUUUUACAGGAAUACGUUGAACAUCAGGUUGAUGAUGCAAUGAUGGCAAAUGCAGCACAGAAAUUUCCCUUCAAUACUCCCAAAACCAAAGAAGGAUAUUACUAUCGUCAAAUCUUUGAACGCCAUUACCCAGGCCGGGCUUACUGGCUGAAUCAUUACUGGAUGCCCAAGUGGAUCAAUGCCACUGACCCUUCUGCCCGCACGCUGACCCACUACAAGUCAGCUGCCAAAGCUUAGGUGCUCUUCGUGCUGUAACUGUUGUUCUUGUUGUAUGGGUACUAUGCAGAUAUUUCUUGUUGUGUGAGUACUAUGAGUAGAUGGGCGAACAAUGAGAGUCAACUCAGGCUAACUUGAAAAAAAUGAAAGUCCUCAAUCUUAAACACUGCUAUAGUCAUUUAUGUUCAUACAGUCUCUUCAUAAGAGGUAACUAGAAUUUUUUUGCUGUAUCACAGUAAAGUGGAGGGUAAGCUAGGAAAAGGAAAUGGUCUGAUGUCUGCAAGAACUCACAGCACUCUUCUGACAGAGCUGCUUUAGAUGUCAUCUGCUUCUUGUGCUCACGUGGCUUCUUUCCAGUUCUUGCCUCAUCUUAGGGAAGUCAUCAAAAUACUUAGGGAACUACAGAAUUUUUGUUCUGCCUGCAUUCCUAACAGCUGCCUAGGUAAGACUCGAGACUUGAAUCUUCUGUAGGAGUUCCUGACAGCUCUGUUUUGCAAGAUAGUAGUUCAUUUUUUUCUCUUUUAUGUUGAGCUAAAGUCACCUCUAGAGAUGUGUCCUAAAGCAGGGAUCAGGAUUUUUUUUUAAGAUUCACACAAAUAUUUUAGGCUUUGUGGACCUCUUUUGGAACUGUGCAGGUCUGCCAUUAUAGUGCAAAAGCAGUUACAUAGACAAUAUGUUAACAAAUGAGCAUGGCUGUGUUCUGUUAACAGUUAUUUAUAAAAGUAGGUAGUGGACCAGAUAUGGUCCAUGGGCCGUAGUUUUUGAUCACUGUUCUAGAGGAAUAACCAAGUUAGCUAACUAAGCAUUUCUGAUGAAAGUCCAAACCUACUUGAAAGAAAAAGUAUAGGAACAUAUUCAGCUGGGUAUGGUGUCACACACCUGUAAUCCCAGCACUUUGGGAGGCUGAGUUGGGCAGAUCACCUGAAGUCGGGAGCGAGACCAGCCUGACCAACAGGGAGAAACCCCAUCUCUACUAAAAAUACAAAAUUAGCUGGGUACGGUGGCACAUACUCAUAAUCCCAGCCACUUGGGAGGCUGAGGCAGGAGAAUUGCUUGAACCCAGGAGUUGGAGGUUGCGGUGAGCUGAGAUGGUGCCAUUGUACUCCAGACUGGGCAAGAAGAGCAAAACUUAAUCUCAAAAACAAACAAACAAACAAACAAAAAACACACACAUUCAAAGAACAGGAAGAAGAUUUUCAGUGAAUGCUGAUUGGUUGUUUAGGGACAACAUUUUGAAAUACCUUAUAAAGGUGAAUUUAGCUCUUAAAAACUUUUGAAAAGGGAACCGCUGGCAUACAGAUAAGUACAAGGAUGCUUGAUGGAGGAGUGAGUGGGCAGAAAAUUAGCUGGUGAGUUGGAAGAAGGGUGUAUUUUAGGGUGGCUGUAGGGCUGUAUCUACAGAGUAUCUCUAAGAAACAGAAAAUGUCAUUAACUUAGAUGACUUUGUUUUGUUUGUUUUAGAUACUCUUGCUCUGUCACCUAGGCUGGAGUGCAAUGGCAUGAUCUUGGCUCACUGUAACCUCUGCCUUUUGGGUUCAAACAAUUCUUGUGCCUCAACCUCCCAAGUAGCUGGGAUUAUAGACGGGUGCCACUGUGCCUGGCCAAUUUUUGUCUAUUUAGUAGAGAUGGGGUUUCACCAUGUUGACCAGGUUGGUCUUGAACUCCUGGCCUCAAGUGAUCCACCCACCUUGGCCUCCCAAAGUGCUGGGACUACAGGUGUUAGUCACUGCACCCGACCCUAGUAGAUGACUUUUAAUGAUUAUCUUGUAUUUGUAGGUGCUUAAAUUGCUUAAACCUAGAAUGAUUUGAUUCUAGGCAUAUUCAUUCCUGGUAAAGCCUCAAACAACCGAGCUAAAUGACAUAAAAAAUACUUGGGAAACUCGGUUCAUAAUCGUUACAGAGUGUACACUACAAGGUUAAGGUAUGACAAACCCCAAACUGCCAGUUUUCCAGGGAGUGGGAUUUGGUUCUGGAUUUUUAACUUUAGUGACAGAUCUGGCAUGUUUAGUUGCCACCCAGAAGUUUGAUAGUGAAGAUACUUAGCUAAGCCAAUUUCAUAGCAGCAAACUAUAGGUUAAUUAUAAUGGCAGCAACUUUCUGGAUUUCAAACUACACACAAGAUUUACAGAAGGUUCUUGGCACCGAGAAUAAAGCUAGCUUUUUCUCUUUUGCAAUUUAAAUUGUAGAAGGUUUGAAGAAAUGGUGUCCUUGGGCUGCUGUACACAUGACUUAAUAGCUCACUUAUUGGCCAAGCCUGUUUUCCUGGAUUUUGGUAAUUUAGUGCUAAGGAGGCCCUAAUCUACACACCGUCUCUAACAACAAAUAGUCCAGUAGUUUUAAGCAUACACUGAGAAUAUUAGCUGAUAUCCUUCUGCCAUUUCAGUCUGAUGUGAGCACCGUCAUGAAUGACCUACCCUUUAGAGGUUUAUUUCACUUUCUCUUAAAUCUGCUAACAGGUACCAUAUAGUUUGACAGAAUGAUACACUUCUGUUAUAAAAAAUGAAAAGUAAAAUCCACCUAAAAUCUACUUGUAAAGUUUUAACAUUUUUUUGAAGAUCUCUUGCUAUAAAGGGACGUGUGUAGGUCGAUUUUGGUUAACAUAAGGCCUGAAAGCUUCUGAAGUCCUUUAUAAGGAAAACAUAAAAAUGAACGAAUCCGAAGCCUAUGAUAGCUCAGCAUCCAAAGGAUUAUACUUUGUGGGAAAUUUGAAUUAGACCUUGGUAUGAACAUCUUGAGCACAGAGUCAGAGCAUGCUCCUGAAUGCCUCCUGUUUUGGAAUUGCCCUUAGUUUGGUCUAGAGUCUGUGAUAAAGGAUCCUUGGAGUAGGUCCCUAGGAAGGGAAGGUCUGGCCAUGAAGAAGCAGAGUGGAAGCUGAGCAGGGAGGCUGUUACGUGUGGUUCUAGACUGUGCAGUGGAAAAAUCAAUACCAAGCACAUACUUAGCAGCUGUUCUAAGUAAUUUUAUUGUUAGCUCAUUCCCAUCUUAGGAGGUGUGGCAGAUUUUAUUUUCUAAAAGGGGCCAUUGCAGUGUUCCUGGUCCCAUGUCCUCUUCCAGAGCCUGGCUGCCCCUCUGAAGAAGCAGCCUGUCUUCCCUCUCCUUGAGCUCAGGCAAGAUUUUGCAAUUGCCUUGUAGUAGAGUACAGUGGAAGUGAUGCUGUGUGACUUCUGAAAGUAGGUCACAAAAGAUGAUGUGGCUUCUGCUCUCUCUCUCUCUUGAUAAGGAAGCCCAGACUAUGGGAUAGGCUGUAUGUGAGUUUGGGCUGACUGCCCUUAGCAAAGGGCUCAGUCGACAGCCACCAACAGCCACCAACAACUGCCAGCUGUGUCAGGGAGUGAGCCUCCAGAUUAUUCCAGCUGCGCUAAUCUUUCAGUCUUCUGUCUGGAGCCCAUGCAGGUGAAGGAGAGAUGAGCCAUCCCUGCUGUGUGCUCUGUCCAAGUUCUUCAUUCACAAAUCUGUGAGCAUAAUAAAAGCUUGUUUGACACCAUUAAGUUUUGGUGUUUCUUACACAGGUAUAGUAACUGGAACAGGUAAACACUGAUACCCCCAUUUUACACAUACUAAAUACAUUGCUCAGUCAUUUGGCUAAUUAGUAAGUGGUGGAACCUCAAAUUAGCCAGGUAGGUUGACUGCAGGGCCUAUGAGUUGUUCGUUUCUAAAUAUUGUCUUGCAGUGUCAGCCUGAAACUGUUGCCUGGGUCUCUGGCGUGAAUCGGGAGACUAAGGGAAAGGGCUUUUAUUGGGAACAAGAACAGGGAGUGCAGAGAAUCUCCCAGGGAUUGUAGUGAGGCUAAUCAUUUUCUGUAAUGUCACAGGCUAGGUGAUACUGAGAAAACAAUUCCCAAAUUUCAGUGCAUUAACACAGGAAGGGUUUUUUGCUCAAACUAUAUGUCCAUGUUGGCCUAUGGGAGGCUCUGCACAUUGUUGAGGAGUUAUAAGCACUCUGGAACCCAGGCUGAUGGAGGCACAACCUUGACAUAAUUCCACCAUCAGCAAGGCAGGGGAUGGAGAAAGUAGUGAAUUAUUUACUGAAGCUUAAAUCUUCCACGCUGAAGUGACACAUCACUUUGGUUCACAUUACCUAUGAGACAUGUGGCCACACCUAACUGCAAGGGAGCAUGAAAGGAUGAAAGGAAAAUGAAUAGCACUAGUAACUCCCCAGAUAGCCUCUUUGGGAACAAAAUACUGAAUUCACUCUCCUAUGCAAGAAAUAUAUUUGCCACCUUUUGAGGGUUACAACUGGGGAAUUCCAUUGUGCAAGGACCCCAAGCCCAGAGUUUAGGAUCUCUGGGUGAUGUAUUUAUGUGGAAGUCUGUUUCAGGGCUGGAGAUGGGCCCUUAAUGAACUAAGAAAAAAGUGAUCUACUCCCCAUCCACCUAAUAUAUAAUUCAUCAGGAAUAGAAUAACCGCAGCAACAACAAAAUACAUUCAAAAAGGAUAAAACAGAAGGAAUGUCAUAAACCCUACUUGAGCAAUUUUGACAUUCUGCAGUCAGCCUCCAAGUCCAGCAGAAAAUUGCUCUUCAGGGGUCAGCCAAGUUAUCAGUGUGUUGGCAGAAGGAAGCAAAUUGAAAGAAAUGGGGGAAUUAGUAUCUGAGCACAGGUGAGAAACGGAACAGUUUGGAGGGGAAGGGCUGAUUCCUAGCAAUAAAGCCACUUUGGUUCAUACCGUUGUAAUUUUGGUUAUAAAGUAUUAACAUUAAUUGGUUACCCUUCCUGAGUGCCAAGGACUGCUCUAAAAGCUAUAAUCAGUCUUCACAACAACUUGUGAAGUUUGUUCCUUGAAGCUCAUCCAUAUAUUGUGGAUGAGAAAAGCAACAUAGAGAGAUGUUAUGUUGCAUGCCUGAGGUCACAUAGCUAACACAUAAUAGAAGUGGAAUACUGGAUCCCAGCCUUCAGGGUUUUAGAGACCUUAUGCUUAACCCCUACUCUGUGUUAUCUUUCAAAGGGAUAGACUAUAGAGUAUAAUUAUGUACAUGGAAAAAAUAUAAUUCCAUGUUUUUUCUCAAAUUCUGUCUUGUUAAUGGGAGUAUAUGGUCUAUUUUAUGGGUAGCUCAUAAGUUAUUUAGCACAGUUAUAAAUUUAAGCAUAAGAUACUAUUUUAAUUUUUAAAAUUUGUCAUGAGCAUGUGUAUGUACGGAUCAUUGGUGCAAUUUAGAUCUGUGACUUAGAUGUGAUUUCGAUCUGUGAGUUUUUAACCCGAUUUCAGGUCCUACGUAGUCAAUAAAUUGAUACCAAUAAAUCAAUUCACAGUCCUCUUUGCAACUUGGUGAAUUUUUAAUAAUACUAGGAAGAAAGACAUACCUAGAAAUUGCCAAUAUAUUUCAGAAAUUGCUUGUGGCAGUAUAAAAUAUUUAUUGAAUAUUUGAGGACUACAGUAUAAAACAAAACCACAGGGUGGCAGCAACAACACGUUUUUCUCUAGAGGCAAUUUUCUGUCUUUCCUGAAAAGUGGUAUGGGGAAACUAUUUUAUGCUGAAUUGAAGAGAAGACAUCUUUAUUUCAUAAAAUCAUCCAAGCACAAAACUUAUUAGUGAGCAGUGUUAACUUGUAGACAUCAUAUGACUGUUGUACAGGCCACUGUUUACUUGUUUAUGUAUUGUUUUUGUGAAACUAUUAUCUUUCUCUUCUUGAUCCACUAGCCUAAAUAUACCUGCUAUACCUGCACAACGUGCAUUCUUACAUAAGUGAGAUCCUUUAUGUUCUGGAAGGUAAGAAAAGAUGUGAACAACCUCAAAGCUGUUAUUUGCUUUUUGAAUGUAGCAAAAAUCUACAUAAACUCAUUUUCAUAAUUGCCCACUUUA